GCCUGCUAGCAGGCAGCAUUAUUGUUAUAAAAUUAAUGUUAUUAUUUAGAUAUUACGUACUGACAUAAUGAAGGAAAGUGAACGGGAAAGUGAAUAUCAAAAGGUGCCGACCAGAGAACUUAUUAAUGAUAAUAUUCCAGAGAUACCUCUGUCUUACGGUUAUGGAAUUAGACAUGUACAAGUUGCACUGUUACUGCUCAGCUUGACAGUGGCUUAUACGGCACGAGCACAUAUGGGUCUAACUGUAGUUGCCAUGUCUAAAACACCACGUAAUGCCAUUAAUAAUUCUAGUGGUUUCAUAAAUGAAAGGAUUUACAAUAAUACAGUUGAUAUCAGUGACGUGAAAGAAGAAAACAAUAAUGGAACAAACUCAUUGGAAUCUGAAAUAAAUGGAACUAUUUCAAAACUAAGCAAGGACAAUGAAACAUCUGAAAGUAUUUGGGAUGUUUAUAUGACUUAUGAAUGGCCAAAAUCAAUUCAAGAGUUGAUUUUAGACUCAUUUUUCUUAGGUUACUUUCUCAUGAUGUUUCCUAUGGGAAUGGUUGCCCAACGUUUUGGAGGGAAGAUACCUCUGCAAGUAUGCAUGCUAGUUAACGGAGUAGUUUCCCUUAUGACUCCUUCAGUGGCUGCAUGGGGAGGAUGGAAAGCAGUAUGCUCCUGCCGGGUGAUACAAGGACUAAGUCAAGCAGGAGUGUACCCUAGCAUACAGACUGUACUAUCUAAAUGGGCGCCAGCGAGUGAACGAGGCAGAUUUGCCAGCUAUAUAUAUUCAGGUUCGACAAUAGGCACAGUUAUAGCAUUCCAAUCAAGUGGAGCAUUAUCAUCUAGUAAGGCGGGAUGGCCUGCCACGUUUUGGUUUUUCGGAUCCGUGUGCAUUGCGGCUUUUAUACUCCUAACUAUGUUUUCUGCUAAUUCCCCAACCGAACACAAAAAUAUAAGUGAAGAAGAGAAAACCUUCAUUUUAGGAAGAAUUGAUGAUGGUAUAAAAAAGAGGAUGACAAUUCCAUGGAAGCAUAUUCUGACUUCAAAGCACGUUUGGGGAGCAUUUGCAGCACACGUAGCUUCUGGAGUCUGUUUCGUCUUUUUCUUGACUCAAACACCGGCUUACAUGUUCUACAUACUCGGUUUUAACAUUAAAAACAGCGGCAUUUUGUCAUCCUUACCCUAUAUCGCAAGUAUUAUCUUAUCUGUAGUCUACGGGGUAGUGUCCGACUAUUGUACCAACAGAGGCAUCGUUACUUUAAAGACAGCAAGGAUCGCAUCCAACAGUAUUGCACAAAUCGGACCAGCACUUUGCCUUGUGGCAGUGUCGUUCACUGAAAACAGUACAUUCGCCGUUAUUUUGCUUGUUCUUGGAGUUGGACUGCUUGCCGGUGUCCACGUCGGUUGGAUGUUGAACUACAUAGACCUAUCUCCAAACUUCAGUGGAUCACUAAUGGCACUAGGAAACACACUGACAUCGUUCGCUUCUCUCUCGCAGCCAAUAUUAAUCUCAAACAUCGUCACCGACGUGAAAAACCGCUUUCAGUGGCGUAUUAUGAUGUUUCUUAUGGCUACUAUCAUCUUCAUUACUAACGGAGUGUUUGCUUGGUUUAUGUCAACGGAAAUUCAGCCUUGGGACCAAAUUGAUUCCAAAGAAACCAGUGACACGGAAAAAAAUAAUCAAUAAUUAUUAAUAAAAUCGGUAUAUAAAGGCA
Messenger RNA from Cydia fagiglandana, 1697 nucleotides. Its product is annotated as putative inorganic phosphate cotransporter. Gene Ontology annotation, molecular function: transmembrane transporter activity. Bases 68 to 1669 code for a protein of 533 amino acids. Gene Ontology annotation, biological process: monoatomic anion transport; transmembrane transport. Lineage: Eukaryota; Metazoa; Arthropoda; Insecta; Lepidoptera; Tortricidae. The transcript is spliced from 11 exons. The record is from RefSeq and is a predicted model, not a curated record. Gene Ontology annotation, cellular component: membrane.